AUGGAGGCAAACACCAAGGUUGUUUCAGAGAAUGUUGAGCUCAAGAAAGAGGAAGUCAAGAAAAAAAACAAGAGAAACAAGAAAAAGGGUAACAAAAACAACAACAACGACAACAUUAAAAACAAAGAGGCAGCUCUGGUCGAUCCUGCUAAUGGCGAAGUAAUUAAUGCUGCCGCUGAUGUUCUUACUACUAAUGACUCUUCAGGUCAGAUCAAGAAGAAGAACAACACUCGCAUUCAAGUCUCCAACACCAAGAAACCCUUCAUUUUCUACCUCAAUCUUGCCAAGAGUUACAUAAAGCAGAACGACAAUGUUGAACUCUCAGCCUUGGGCAUGGCCAUUCCUACUGUUAUCACAAUUGCUGAGAUUCUGAAACGAGAUGGACUGGUUAAUAACAAGGAAGUGAAGAUAUCUACAUUGGAUUCCAAGGAGGAUCAUAGGGGUUCUUUCAUUCAGAAACCUAAGAUUCAAAUUAUUCUGGCGAAGGCUGAGAGUAUGGUCAAGACCAUAACUGCUGCUGAUGCUGCCACAGCACCUGAGGUGGAAUCUGAUAAGCAGGCCUGACCAAACAGUUGCAUAAGAAUUCCGUUUCCACAGUCUACUGUAUAACUGUUUCUUU
Molecule: messenger RNA, 619 nt
Organism: Pistacia vera
Lineage: Eukaryota; Viridiplantae; Streptophyta; Magnoliopsida; Sapindales; Anacardiaceae
Exons: 5
Coding region: 1-564 (187 amino acids)
Cellular component (GO): nucleus
Molecular function (GO): RNA binding
Source: RefSeq, a predicted model, not a curated record